Messenger RNA from Closterium sp. NIES-65, 840 nucleotides. NCBI's taxonomy places the organism in Eukaryota, Viridiplantae, Streptophyta, Zygnematophyceae, Desmidiales, Closteriaceae. The record is from the annotation of a GenBank genome assembly.
AUGUCUAGUCAGCGUCUUGUCCUAGGCCUCCCACGUGUCUUGCCGUCGCUGCCGCCUUCGCCUGCGCCGCCGUGUCGUCCCUGCGUCGAGGGUAGGCUGCGCGCCACCCCUCACUCCUCCUCCCUUCGUCCGGCCACCGAGCCUUUUGAGACGCUUCACUUGGACGUCUGGGGCCCAGCCCCUCGUCUAGGCCCUGAGCGUGAGCGUUACUUUCUGGUGGUCGUUGACGACUUCUCCCGCUACACCACAGUGUUCCCUCUGGCGAAGAAGUCUGAGGUGACUUCUACGCUGAUCAGGUGGUUGCUCACCACUGAGGACACUCGUGGUCGUCGUGUCAGCUGUCUCCACUCCGACCGUGGGGGUGAGUUUCGCUCCGGCAUUCUCGCUGGAUUCUGUCGCGAGCAGGGCAUUCGUCAGUCCUGGACGCUUCCAGAGUCCCCACAGCAGAAUGGGGUUGCUGAGCGCCGCAUAGGCCUGGUCAUGGAGAUCGCCCGCACCUCCCUGACUCACGCCUGUGCCCCCCAUUUUCUGUGGCCCUACGCGGUCAGGUACGCCGCGCACCAGCUGAACCUCUGGCCACGUGUCUCUCGACCAGAGGUUUCACCGACCAGUCUUUGGACAGGGUCCCCUGGUGUUGCGUCGCGGUUUCGUGUCUGGGGGUGCUUGGCUCUUGUCCGCGACACCUCCGCGGACAAGCUCUCGCCUCGUGCCGUCCCCUGUGUCUUCCUUGGUUUCCCUGAGGACUCCUCUGACUUCACCUUUUACCACCCUCCCUCUCACCGGUUCUUUGACUCCCGUGACGUCCGUUUCGAGGAGUCCACUCCGUACUACGUCAGGUGA